AAACUUACCAUUCACAUGCGAGUUCACACUGGAGAAAAACCCUAUGAGUGUAAUAAAUGUGGGAAAGCCUUCACUGAUUCUUCAGGUCUUACAAAGCACGGAAGAACUCAUACUGGAGAAAAGCCUUAUGACUGUAAGGAAUGUGGAAAAGCCUUUGCUAGCUCUUCACAUCUUACUGUACAUAUGAGAACUCACACUGGUCAGAAGCCUUAUCAAUGUAAGGAAUGUGGGAAAGCCUUUAGAUACUCCUCACACCUUAGUCAACACAAAAGAACACACACUGAAGAGAGACCAUAUAAAUGUAAAAACUGUGGGUGAGCCUUCACUAUUUCAUCAGGACUUACAGUGCACAUGAGAACUCACACUGGUGAACGGCCCUAUGAAUGUCAGGAAUGUGGGAAAGCCUUUACUCGAUCCACAUAUCUUAUUCGACAUUUAAGAGCUCACAGUGGGAGAAGCCAUAUAUAAAAAAGUGUGGAAAACCUUCAGUAAUUCCUCAUGCCUUACUGAAUGUGUAAGAAUUCACACUUG
Messenger RNA from Galeopterus variegatus (Sunda flying lemur), 531 nucleotides. RefSeq names its product zinc finger protein 559-like. The record is from RefSeq and is a predicted model, not a curated record. The annotation marks the transcript as partial. The transcript has a single exon. Gene Ontology annotation, biological process: regulation of transcription by RNA polymerase II. Gene Ontology annotation, molecular function: DNA-binding transcription factor activity, RNA polymerase II-specific; RNA polymerase II cis-regulatory region sequence-specific DNA binding. NCBI's taxonomy places the organism in Eukaryota, Metazoa, Chordata, Mammalia, Dermoptera, Cynocephalidae.